This is a messenger RNA of Anguilla rostrata (American eel), 1885 nucleotides long. It is a transcript of the gene foxp3b, whose product is annotated as forkhead box P3b. The transcript has 14 exons. Lineage: Eukaryota; Metazoa; Chordata; Actinopteri; Anguilliformes; Anguillidae. Gene Ontology annotation, molecular function: DNA-binding transcription repressor activity, RNA polymerase II-specific; RNA polymerase II cis-regulatory region sequence-specific DNA binding. Gene Ontology annotation, cellular component: nucleus. The record is from RefSeq and is a predicted model, not a curated record. Gene Ontology annotation, biological process: regulation of transcription by RNA polymerase II. Bases 474 to 1739 code for a protein of 421 amino acids.
GGUAGGGAAGUGGUUGCUUACUUUUGUCCUAAAUUGCCCAAACUGUUUUCAGCUGGACAUGUCCUGGUAAUAUGUAGAGUAUAUGCAGCAUCUGCACCUCGAGAUUGUGUAGGAAUAAAUCGUUUUCGACAGGGAUUUUUAACCCUUCAGUUGCCCUAAGGAUCAGCUGGCUUUGUAACGGCUUCCACCAUGCAUGUAUUUUACUGAUGGUGUGAGAAGUAAACAACAUGAGAGACUUCCAGGCCCAGCUGACAGAUUACCACAAGGGACAAGAGCACGAAACGGGGAGCACAGGACAGAAGAAUCUGCCGUUUUUAUGAAACUCCAUAAAUAACGAGGCCGAAACCGAGCAUAGCACCCCGUCCGACCGCAGCGGCCUGGAUUUAUUCUCCACAACCGACGUGCCGAACUUCCUCAUCCCCAUUUGAUGUCAGAAGUGGAGGCGUGAAGUGAAGACAGACAGAGAAGCGGGAAUGCCAGGAAAUGAGCAGGCGGCCACGGGCAGCGGAGAAGGCGGGAUAGGGCGGCAGCAGGAGAGGCGGCAGCAGCCGAGAGAGCAGAGAGCAGAGGGAGGCGGGGCUCCAAGCGAUGGCCACGCCUCCCCGCCAACCCCCAUCCGCUGCACCAGCCCUCAGGUUACAUUUCCAUUCAGCCUGGGAGCUCUUAGCCCCCUUGUCAGGACAUCCCAGCUUCAAGCUCUACUCCUGCAGCAGUGUGCAGGUGAUGAGUUUAGCAACCAGCUCCUGCAGCUGAUGACCGUACGGCUUGAGGAAAGCCAGCAUAGACCCACUGUUCUGCGCAGAGGGAUUCCACAUGCCAGCCAGCCCAGUGACUCCAGCUCCAUAUGCAAUCCCAAUGACAGCCUGAUAGCUUCUGUUCAGCAGGCGGAACAACACUCCCGGGCCAGGAGCCACUCCCCCAAGCCCAAAACUCCUCCCUCUGGCCCUGUGGAGCCCAGGAAGAGCGUCAUCGCUCAGUUCAGAGCUUUGUUUGUGAACGGAGUCUGCCGGUGGCCAGGGUGCGAAGAGGUGUUUGAAGAAUAUCCCCAUUUUCUGAAGCACCUGCACAGCGAGCACAGCCCAGGGGAACGCAGCCUAGCACAGUGCCGUGUGCAGCAGGACAUGGUGCGGCACAUGGAGAACCAGCUCACUUUGGAGAAACAGAAACUUCUGGCCAUGCAGCUUCACCUGUCUGCACCUGCAAUACCCAUCUUGUCUUCACCUGAAGAGGAUCCAGAAGGGCCACACAGCUUGUUGAUGGACUCGCCCCAAUCUCAGGUGGCAGAUGGCGCCCCCUACUGUUCCAGUAAUGAAGCAGCAGAAGUGGUGAAACAAGGCUAUGGCCACCUCAUGCCAGAAAUCAUUCCCAGCAUUGAAUGCUAUAAAUACAACAACAUCAGACCACCGUUUACCUACGCCUCUCUAAUCCGAUGGGCCAUUCUGGAGUCUCCUGAGAAGCAGAUGAGCCUGAAUCAGAUCUAUCACUGGUUCACCAGGAUGUUCUUCUACUUCCGCCACAACACCUCCACCUGGAAGAAUGCUGUCCGUCACAAUCUCAGCCUCCAUAGGUGUUUUGUGCGUGUGGAGAAGGGAAAGGGGGCUGUGUGGACCGUGGAUGAAGCAGAGUUCCAGAAACGCAAAGGACAGAAGUUUACCCGGGACCAUGGCGUGGGAUACCUCACUCCCUACACCUUCUGCCCCCCUCAGUCCUGGACCGGCGGCCUGCCAGAGGCCCACUGAGCGGAUUGCCUCACACCCUCGCGCUCCCACCACUGCGCCCAUCUCACAUCGUGGGACACCGUCAUGCACCGAGUCCUUUAACACUUUCCAUCGUCACGUCCUUGUCAUACCUUCUUAUCAAAUAAAAGAAAGGCGUGAAGCUCUGA